ACAUAGACAAUUACUUCAUAAUGUAUCUUGCUCUCAAAUCGAACUUUUCACGGAACCAGCAAUGAUGACCGCAGUCGAAUGCUGGCAGUGGAUGUUAACAGCUAGACCAGAUUUGAAACUUCGAUUUCUUCAAGAAAUGUUUUCAGCCUGGCAGUAUACAGUUGAUAAACGUAUGGGAUUGUUUUCAAUAGAAGACGAUCAAGUCAAUCCAUUAGCAGUAUACGAAGGUUGUAAGUUGGAGCCGAAUCCACCCAUCGUUAAACCUCAUGAAAUCUGGAUUUCUUUUAUUAUAGAGCUCGUUGAAACAACUAAAUCUUGUUGUCAGGAGACUGUUGAAAUGGUUGGACUUUUACUUCAUCGAUCGUUACCAAUGUGUGUAGGUGCGGCCAAUGACGAACCUCAUCUUAAUCGUCAUAUUGCCGCAGUUGGCGUUCGAUUUAAACUUCUAUCUUGUGGAUUAAACUUGUUGCAAGGUGAUAUUCUUCCAAAAUCACUUAAUAAAGAUAUAUUACGAGAGCGUAUUCACUGUAAUUGUCUUGAUUAUUUUUGUCGUACAAAACAAAGUCCUACUCAGGAAUUAGAACAGUUAAGAGAAGAUAUAGGAACAUUAAUACGAUUUUGGAAAUUAAUACAUAGUGAUAAAAAGUAUUUGAGUAAAUCCAAUGGUGAAACUGACUUGGAAAUAAUUAGACAUUCACAAGUAAAUACACUGCCAAGUUUUCUGAGUCAUGAAUCAGUAAAUGCCUCUUUCGUCCCGACCGGUAACGAGUUCGCCAAGUCUUGUAAUACUACUUGGAUAAAUACAAUACCACAUUCGAUAAGUAGUAAUAAUAUAAGUAAACGUAGUAAUCGUAGCAAAAGAUUCGACAUAAAAAAUAUAUGCGUUAAAGACUAUAUUAGAAAACGUAAUAUUAUUUUGGAACUUUUGGUUGUGGAGAUUGAAUUGUUAUUAGUCUGGGCUAAUCCAGGAGGUCAACAAGACUUUACAGUUUCGGGAGAACAAAUUAUAGCUAAAUGGCGUGCAGAAUCUAAGAACGGUAGUUACCGUGAGUGUACGCGUCUUGCUUGGGAAAUUAGUCCUAUACUUGCUGUAUUUCUACCUGUACGCUUAAAAAAUUCUGAAAUUGUAAAAGAAGUUUGUCGACUUGUACAGCUUCAACCUAUCCCAGCAAUGCAUAUACCAGAAGCUUUGCAGUAUUUUGUUACUACUGAGACUUUACUUAAUGAUAUAUCAAAGUUAUUCUACAUGUUAACUUGGGCUAGAGUUUCACCAAUUCAAGCCUUAGCAUAUUUUUCAAGACAAUUUCCACAUCAUCCAAUUUCUGCACAAUUUGCUGUUAAUGUUUUAGAAAGUUAUCCAGCAGAUGCUGUAUUAUUUUACAUUCCACAAUUAGUACAAGCAGUUAGGCACGAUUCAUUAGGAUAUGUUACUGAAUUUAUUAAAGCAAUAGCUAAACGCUCUCAGAUUGUUGCUCAUCAGUUGAUUUGGAAUAUGCAUACAAAUAUGUAUAUAGAUGAAGACAAACAAGUAAAAGAUCCAAAUCUUUUUGAUACUUUAGACGCUUUAAUAAAAAAUAUCUUAAGUACUUUAUCAGGCCCAGCAAAACAAUUUUAUGACAGGGAAUUUAAUUUUUUUGAAAAAAUUACUAGUAUAUCAGGUGAAAUAAGGCCAUAUCCAAAAGGACCUGAGCGAAAACAAGCUUGCCUUACUGCUUUAAAAAAAAUUAGAGUUCAACCUGGAUGUUAUUUGCCUUCAAAUCCUGAAGCAAUGGUAAUUGAUAUUGAUUAUGACAGUGGUACGCCUAUGCAAAGUGCUGCCAAAGCUCCAUUUUUGGCUAGAUUUAAGGUUCAACGUUAUGGUAUAAAGGAAUUAGAAAAUAUUGCAAUGACAUCGACUAAUAAUGAAAAACUCAAAAUAAACAAUUCCAGUCAAGAAAAUUGGCAGGCUGCAAUUUUUAAAGUAGGUGAUGAUGUGAGACAAGAUAUGCUAGCUUUACAAGUUAUUAGCAUUUUCAAGCAUAUAUUUCAACAAGCUGGAUUGAAUCUCUUUCUUUUCCCUUAUCGAGUUGUUGCUACUGCACCUGGAUGUGGUGUAAUUGAAUGUGUACCUAAAGCUAAAUCACGUGAUCAACUUGGUCGACAAACUGAUUAUGGAAUGUACGAGUACUUUUUAUUUAAGUACAGAGAUGAAACAUCUGAAGCUUUCCAAAAUGUUAAACGAAAUUUUAUUAAAUCUAUGGCUGCUUACAGUGUAAUUACUUAUUUACUUCAAAUUAAAGAUAGACACAAUGGAAAUAUUAUGAUAGAUGAAGAUGGUCAUAUUAUUCACAUUGAUUUUGGCUUUAUGUUUGGAAGUUCUCCAGGUGGAAACCUAGGUUUUGAACCAGAUAUUAAGCUUACUGAUGAAAUGCUUCUACUAAUGGGAGGAAAAAUGGAAGCAGCACCUUUCCGUUGGUUUAUGGAACUCUGUGUUCAAGCAUUUCUUACAAUACGGCCAUACCAUGAAGCAAUCAUAUCUUUAGUGUCUCUGAUGUUAGAUACAGGUUUGCCUUGUUUCCGUGGACAAACAAUUGAAGAUUUAAGAAAAAGAUUUGUACCUAUGGCUACUGACAGAGACGCUGCAAUUUCUAUGUUAACUGUUGUUAAAAAUAGCUGUUUAAAUUUCCGUACUAAAACAUAUGACAUGAUACAAUAUUAUCAAAAUCAAAUUCCAUUUUAAAAAAAUUAAAAUGUAGAUUAAAUAAAAUAAA
Messenger RNA from Ceratosolen solmsi marchali, 2750 nucleotides. RefSeq names its product phosphatidylinositol 4-kinase alpha-like. Gene Ontology annotation, biological process: phosphatidylinositol-mediated signaling; phosphatidylinositol phosphate biosynthetic process. Gene Ontology annotation, molecular function: 1-phosphatidylinositol 4-kinase activity. Bases 62 to 2719 code for a protein of 885 amino acids. The transcript has 6 exons. The record is from RefSeq and is a predicted model, not a curated record. Gene Ontology annotation, cellular component: cytoplasm; plasma membrane. NCBI's taxonomy places the organism in Eukaryota, Metazoa, Arthropoda, Insecta, Hymenoptera, Agaonidae.